Exophiala mesophila is the source of this 2324-nucleotide messenger RNA. RefSeq lists its product as uncharacterized. Gene Ontology annotation, biological process: protein folding in endoplasmic reticulum. Lineage: Eukaryota; Fungi; Ascomycota; Eurotiomycetes; Chaetothyriales; Herpotrichiellaceae. The transcript has a single exon. Gene Ontology annotation, cellular component: endoplasmic reticulum membrane; endoplasmic reticulum. Gene Ontology annotation, molecular function: FAD binding; protein-disulfide reductase activity; thiol oxidase activity. The coding region runs from base 388 to 2118 and encodes 576 amino acids. The record is from RefSeq and is a predicted model, not a curated record.
CGGAUAUUUUAUUCCUCCGAAAGAGUCAAAGACAGAAGGAAGGAAGGACCCUGACUCCCUGAACCCUGUCAGCCGCUCCUGCCGUGUCAGAAUCUUCUCCCCCCCGUUUGCUCCUUCCUUGUCCUUGUCCGUCCGACGUCCGCAUUUCUUCGUCUCCAGCGGCGAAUUCCAACCAGGACGUCAGCCCAUGAUUACUGAGUGGCCAGUCUGUUCACACCCAACACGACAACUUUAUAUCAACACAGCCCUCUCUCUCACUCAAUCGUUCUACUCUUCUGCAUCCUCCAACAUUCGUUUGACCUCUUGUACAGCCGUGGUAUGAUUUUCUCGACUUCUGCCCUCCUAUAACCCUAAACAACCAUCACCAUCCAUCAAGUGUUCGCCAGCAUGCGCUUACAACAUGCCUCUCGAUUCUUCCUGGCCUUCCACCUCUUCCUAAACCCUCGAUGUGUACGAGCCGAACCACAAUGCGCUAUCGAUCCCAAUUCCAUCGUCUCCGACGCCUGUACUUCAUAUUCUGAUCUUGAGAAACUAAAUACCCAGUUGGCCCCCGCUUUGGAGGAUUUGACACAACAUACCGAUUUCUUUGCCUAUUAUCGCCUCAACCUGUACAAUAAAGUUUGUCCCUUCUGGAGUGAUGAGAACUCCAUGUGCGGCAAUCGUGCCUGUGCCGUCGAAACUAUAGAGGAUGAAAGCGACAUUCCUCUGAUCUGGCGAGCAGAAGAGUUGAGUAAACUCGAGGGUGCUCAUGCCAAACACCCUCCUAGGGCUAUUCGACGAGAAAGGCCCAAAGAUCGUCCUUUGCAGUAUCAGUUGGGCGAAGGUGUUGAUGAGAGUUGUGUCCUUGAAGACGACGAUGAGUGUGAUCAGCGAGAUUACUGUGUGGCUGAGGAUGAAGGCGCAGCUGCAAAAGGUGACUAUGUCAGUCUGGUCAACAAUACCGAAAGAUAUACUGGCUACUCGGGCAUGGGCGCUCGUCAGGUCUGGGAGUCCAUUUACAAAGAGAACUGCUUCUCGGCAAAAUCCCCUCAACAUGCCUCUCUUCGAUCCAAACCCCUGGAGGCGGCUCAAAAUCUCAGGAAUGUCUUUCAAGAAUAUGGUCGACAAAAUGUAGACACCGCGGAUGAUUUGUACCCCUUGGACGACGAGUGUCUUGAACAACGAGCAUUCUAUCGUAUCGUCAGUGGCAUGCAUGCGUCCAUCUCUACCCAUCUGUGUUGGGAAUUCUUCAACCAAUCCACAGGAGAAUGGGUCCGAAAUUUGGAAUGCUACAAGCAACGUCUCCAUGGAUUUCCCGAGCGUGUUUCCAACGUCUACUUCAAUUAUGCCAUUCUCACCAGAGCCAUUGCCAAGGUGAGAAAACAUCUCGAGACCUAUACUUUCUGUUCUGGAGAUGUGCAACAAGACUUUGAAACAAAACAAAAGGUGCUUGAGCUGGCCGACCGGGCUGCAGCCAGCGGCAACACGUUUGAUGAGUCUCUUAUGUUCCAGGACCCCUCAGUCAUCGACCUCAAAGACGAUUUCAGAAACCGAUUUCGAAAUGUCUCACGCCUCAUGGACUGCGUCGGUUGCGACAAGUGUCGUCUGUGGGGUAAGGUCCAGACUGCGGGUUAUGGGGCCGCCUUGAAGAUUCUUUUUGAAUAUGACGAAACAAAGAACGGCGAGAAUCCUCACCUCCGAAGGACUGAACUUGUUGCUCUGGUCAAUACUCUUGGUCGGGUGAGCCACAGUUUGAACGCCAUUCAACGGUUUCGGUACGCUCUCAAUACCGGAGAUCAUAGCGUCCUUUAUUCUGAUGAUCCACUUCCUGCAACACCAACACCAGGCUCAAAAGCCCAACCAGAAGAGAAAAGCAUAUCUGAUGACGACGGACAGGAUGAGGAUAUAUCAUAUAAAAAGCCCCCUCCUCCAUCAAGGUCGGUAUGGGAAGAGAUCAAAACCGAAUGGAACUUGGUAUGGCGGACAUACUUUAUGGUUCUCCGAACCUGGUGGGAAAUGCCAUUCAAGUUUUCAGGCAUUGCAGUCAUGGAGCUCAACCGAUUAUGGAGUUUCUGGCUUGGUUUACCGGUUCCUCCUCGAUCAUGGGAUUGGCAUUUCCCAUCCAAAGAUGAAUUGUAAACUAGUAAAGGGGUGUGAAAAGGAAUAUGCCUAUUUGGAGCGUCCGAGGUUCAAAUGUUUAUGUAUACAUGAUAAGAGAGCAUGGCGGGUAGCAUGACUGGGUAUUAUGUGAUGCAUGGAAUGGCGUUACAGUAAGAUGGUGUUUUGUCUUGAUACAUUUGGUCUAGAAUCAAAUUGACAAUGAGAUUAGAUUCAUGAUUAAGAUA